This is a messenger RNA of Talaromyces proteolyticus, 1707 nucleotides long. Its product is annotated as putative oxalate decarboxylase. The coding region runs from base 85 to 1458 and encodes 457 amino acids. The transcript has 8 exons. Lineage: Eukaryota; Fungi; Ascomycota; Eurotiomycetes; Eurotiales; Trichocomaceae. The record is from RefSeq and is a predicted model, not a curated record. Gene Ontology annotation, biological process: oxalate metabolic process.
GUAGGUUUAUCUAAGGCCUGUUACUGGAGUUCUGAUAAUUGUGAAGAAUCAAAAACCAUAGCUAGUUUGAUAAGAUCAGAUAUCAUGAUGUUCAAGCACUUGUCCUACUUCUCAGUGAUCCUCUCGGCCCUCAGAGUUGCCAAUGCCGCACCAGCUGCAACGCUCUCGACAAAUCCACGAGGAGGUAGUGGUCUAGUUGGAUACUCGCCAACAAAUACCAUCUCCAACGAGAAUACAGAGACUAUAUCGUAUCAAUUUGCGCCGGGCCAGACGCAGGAUGCAGAUAUUGGUGCUUACCUUGACUUCUCAGCCGUGGCUAAUCCACAACCAAUACGGGGAGAACUAGGUGGAACAGACCCUGGGCCACGUAACCUGAAUUAUGCUAAAAUAAACCCCGACAAAUUGGCUCCUCCUGGAACUGAUAGUGGUGCAACGAUCAAUGCACAAUGGCCACUAGGUUUAAGCUCCGUCAAACUAGGAAAAGACCAUGCUGGCUGGUCCCGACAGGAGAAUAUUCAGGUCAUGCCUGCAGCUACUCAGAUGGCUGGUGUGGAUAUGCGACUUGAAGCUGGUGGAUACCGAGAACUUCACUGGCACGUUGCCGCCGAAUGGUCUAUUGUUCUGAAUGGAUCCUGCCGAAUUCAGGGCGUUAAUGACGACGGCCAGACAUUCAUUGAUGAUGUUGGUAAAGGCGACGUUUGGUUCUUCCCUCCCGGUAUUCCACACAGUAUUCAGGCAUUAGAUGACGGCGUCGAGUUCAUGCUAGUCUUCGAUGACGGACAUUUCUCGGAAGACAAUACUUUCCUUGCAUCUGAAAUCUUCGCUCACAAUCCGAAAGAAGUUUUAUCCAAGAAUCUUGGGGUCCCUGUCUCAGCAUUCCAAACACUCCCAUCUCCUAACCUUUUCAUCUUUCCCGGUACUCCAGCACCCAAGGAUAUCGAACAGCAAAACGUGACUGGCUCCGCCGGCACCGUUCCCAAGGCCGUGAGCUACUCUUACCAUUUCUCGGAACAGCCUGCAGAGGAACUCGAGGGUGGAAGCGUUAAGAUCGUGGAUCCAUUAUCAUUUCCUAUCGCCAAAGACUUUUCGGCUGCUUUGGUUACUGUCAAGCCCGGCGGCCUGCGUGAAAUUCACUGGCAUCCAACUAGUGACGAAUGGACUUUUUUCAUACAGGGUCAAGGUCGUGCCACGCUAUUUACGCCGCCAAGUGAUGCGACUACUUUUGACUUCAUGGCCGGUGAUGUUGGGUACUUUCCCAAGUCGAAUAGCCAUUACGUUGAAAAUACGGGUAAUGAGGAUCUUGUUUUCUUGGAGGUUCUUCAGGCCGAUCACUUCUCUGAUGUCUCUCUCGCUCAAUGGGUCGGUUCAACCUCGAAGCAAAUUGUUCAGGAUACACUGAAGCUCUCGAACGAAACUUUGAGCCAGCUUUCGACUGAGAAGAAGACCGUCGUCUUGUAGAUUUGUCUUCUGAUGAAUGAAGGAGCACUGCCUUUUUUUUGUGCCUUACUACACUCUUUUGGUGCAUAUAUCCGUGGGCCAGAAUUAAUGACCCAAACUUCUUUUCCAUUCUUUUACCACCAAUUUGAUGAUAAAGAGAAAUUAUUUAUAAGUGCCCUGUGUAAUAUAGGGUGAAAUCCAAAUAUGAAACACGUUUAACUUGGACUACAUAGGGACGUCUCGAAUGCUAACAAACUAAGUUAACUAUCU